UCUUCUUCACGCAAAGUGGCUGACAGACGACCCUCAAAGAGGCUAAAAUGUGAAAAAGACAGUCUGAUAAAAUCAGAACUAGAAGGACUUCCAUGUGGAAGUGGAAAGCUUGCUGCAUUGGGGGAAACACCUAAAACCUCUGAUGGGGAUCAAUGUUCAGAAGAUCCAGGAGACCACAAUAUAAUUCAACAGAAAAAAGGUGAAAGCGUUCCAGAGACUAACAAAGAGAAACAGGAAAAGGAGCGUGGUGUUUCUCCCAAGCCAUGUGCAGUGCAAUCAAGUAUGGCUCCGUCAGAAACGGACAGGGAUGAACAUCUGCACAGUCACGAUUGCCGUGGAGAGGAGAGCAACUGUGAGAGUGCACUUUCAGAUGGGUCUGGCUUGGAGGAUGAUCUCCCAAAGCAGCCGAUACGACUGGACAACAGUGCUCUCUUGGAUGAAGACAGCAACCAGCCAAUGCCAGUGGACCGGUUCUUUGGAGAUGUUGCGUUUAUACAGGAUCUUCCAGCAGUUGUACUCCCAAGCACAACGAUGAGCAGGCGAGAAUUCAGGAAGCUACACUUCAUUGCAAAGGAAGAUGAGGAGGAGGAGGAAGAGGAUGUUGUCUAA
Messenger RNA from Pterocles gutturalis (yellow-throated sandgrouse), 609 nucleotides. RefSeq names its product chromosome unknown open reading frame, human C1orf174 (gene CUNH1orf174). The record is from RefSeq and is a predicted model, not a curated record. The annotation marks the transcript as partial. The transcript is spliced from 2 exons. NCBI's taxonomy places the organism in Eukaryota, Metazoa, Chordata, Aves, Pterocliformes, Pteroclidae.